Messenger RNA from Aureobasidium subglaciale EXF-2481, 1585 nucleotides. RefSeq lists its product as uncharacterized. Lineage: Eukaryota; Fungi; Ascomycota; Dothideomycetes; Dothideales; Saccotheciaceae. Bases 38 to 1360 code for a protein of 440 amino acids. Gene Ontology annotation, cellular component: nucleolus. Gene Ontology annotation, molecular function: 5S rRNA binding. The record is from RefSeq and is a predicted model, not a curated record. The transcript is spliced from 3 exons. Gene Ontology annotation, biological process: rRNA processing; ribosomal large subunit assembly.
GCAUUUUCCAAUCGACAUUGUUUUUUCAACCACAAUCAUGGCCCCCGUAGCAGAAAAAGUCCAGGCGGCACCCGCAACCCACAAGCAGCCCUCCCGUAAGGGUAAGAAGGCAUGGCGCAAGAACGUCGACAUUACCGAGCUGCAAGAAGGCGUUGAAGAUGUUCGCGAGCAGAUUAUUCAAGGUGGUGUUCUGACUGAGAGACCUGCCGAACAACUGUUCGUUAGCGACGUUAAGGGCGCCGACGAUGUCCAAGCCGACUUCAACAAGCGCCACAAGCCUCUCAAGGCCGACGAGAUCAUUGCACAACGCUCAAAGGUCCCCGCAGUAGACACCAGGAAACGCAAGUCUGAUGGAAUCGCAACUGGAAGCAGCAAGCGUAGCAAGAACGGCACCUACGUCUCACACAAGGAUCUCCAACACUUGCGCAGCGUCGCGAACUCUGGUGGUGCCCAGUCCGACAUCAUCAAGGCCACCGAGAGCGCAGACCACGACCCCUGGGGCAUGGAGCCCAUCCCUCAGGACCCCAGGUUUAACUUCAUCCCCGAGAAGAAGGCCAAGGUCGCCCCCAAGACUCUGAAGUACGCCCCCAUCUCACUGGCCGCCAACGGAAAGCCUUUCGCCGCUGUACCCAAACCUUCCGCUGGAAAGAGUUACAACCCUACAUUCGAGGACUGGGAAGCACAUGUCACAAAGGUUGGCGAGCGUGAGGUCGCUGCCGAACGCAAGCGUUUGGAGGAGGCUCAAGAGGAACACGAUCGCUUGGAGAAGGCUCUUGCUGAGGCCGCAAGACCUGAGCCAUCGACCGACGACGAGUACCAAUCAGCAUACGAGAGCGAGUGGGAAGGUAUUCAGAGCGAAGCCGAGGAUUCUGAAGCCGUCACCAAGAAGCGCCCGGAGAGAAAGACACCAUCUCAAAGAAACAAGAUCAAGAGAAGAAAGGAGCUGGAGCACCAGGCAAAGUGGGACAAGCAAAUGAAGAAGAAAAAUGAGCAACUAGAGCGUGUCAAGGAGAUUGCCCUGCAACUCGCCGAGAAGGAGCGUCUUCUGGAAGAGCAAAAGGCAUUGCAACCUGCUAGCACUGGUGCCGAGGCCGAGAUCAAUGAUGAUGAUGACACCCAGCUCUUGCGCCGUCGCAAUCUUGGUAGACAUGCCGUUCCUGAUGCACCCCUCGAGGUUGUUCUUGCCGACGAACUUCAGGAUUCCCUUCGUGCACUACGACCCGAAGGCAACCUUCUCAAAGACCGCUACAGAAAUAUGUUGUUGAACGGCAAGCUCGAGACUCGCCGCACCAUGCAACACAAGAAGCCUAAGAGAGAGGUCACCGAGAAGUGGAGUUACAAGGACUGGAAGCUACGCUAGAUGCAGUAUGGUCUCGUGUACCCUGUGGUGAUGGAUAAGCAAGUUUCGAUGAGGUUCUUUACAUGUUCUUGAUACCAGUGGCGCGUCUGGGUUCUUUGUUGCAUCUGCCUGGCGUUGGGGGUUAUUCAUAUAGAGGACAGUGCAUGAGAAUGAUCUGUUAGGAGAUGGCACAAACGGAGAAGAUGGCAUUUGUGAAAGACGGUUCAAAAAAGCUUUCUUUUCUAC